AUGGUCUAUACCGGAAAACCGAGUCGUGGUUGCCAAACUUGCAAGACGCGUCGAAUAAGAUGUGACGAAGCCCGUCCAUCGUGCGGCAACUGCAAAAAGUCGGGCAGAACUUGCCCUGGCUUCCCUGACGAAUUCGACCUCAUCUUUCGAAACGAGAAUGCCGCUGUGGCUCGCAGGACCAAGCGGGCCGCCUCCAAGCAGAAGCCGAGCCCGUCCAAUUCGACCUCAUCCCCCAGUGAUGACACUCCCCAAGAAUCUCCAACUGACGACCAAUCACCGCUCCCCAUCGUGAAGCAGACCACAUAUCCGCCUACGCAAUCCCGUAGGGUCCCCACUGAUAGAACUUUGAUAAAUGCUCUGUUCGCUUUGCGCGGAUUCGCACUCCCUCAAGGUCUUUCGUUCUCCAUAGAAAACCAGGCAACUGCCUUCUUCUUCCGCAACUUCGUUCUCCUUCCCCAGCACGACGAGACUGCUCGAGGAUUUUUCGAACUUAUCGUGCCCUAUUACAAUUCGACGCCCGCUGAAUCUACUUUCCACCUUGCGACCCAUGCUGUAUCCCUUGCAGUUCUCGGAAACUACCCUGGCCGGUCACACCUUUUGCAAGAAUCCGCAUCAUUCUAUGGGAAAGCGCUACAAAAGGCGCAGAAGGCACUCCAGGACCCGGUUCAAGCCAGGUCCGACGAGACAUUGCUCACAAUCAUGCUGUUUGUUCUAUACGAGGCAAUGCACGCAACCAAUGAGUCCAUCAGCGCAUGGGCACACCAUAUCGACGGUGCCGUCACAUUAGCCAAACUCCGUGGUCCGAAGCAACUGGAGUCUGAGUCCUCGCGAAAGCUAUUCCAAGCUGUACGGGCAUUGAUGUUGACAAACUCCAUGCAACGGUGCAGGCCAGUCGAGGAAUUUCCAGGCAUUCCUGGCUGGGCUAUCCAAGAAGAAAACCCUGCAAAUCGUCUCACCGUCAUAUCCAUGGGCCUCCCAGCGCUUCGAUCUCGGGUCCGUGCACUGAUGAACAACAAAGUCAAGGACGACAAAAAAGAGGAGGCAUGGUCUUUGAUAGCUGCGGCUAGAGAAGUCGAUGUUGCUCUGAACCAGUGGGCUUCGUCAUUGUCAGACCAAUGGGCCCAUAGGACCGUCGCAUAUCAGAACGAGGUACCAGAAGACGUCUAUACUGCUGACCGCUGGGUCGGUCCAGUACACGCCUACGUAGACGUCUGGACCUCUCACAUCUGGAACGACUAUCGUGUCACCCGUAUCUUCACUCUCUCUAUCAUCAUGGCUUGCUGCUCAGUCAUCUCGCCUGAUUCCACCGACCUCUCGGUCAAGGCAAUGCUUGCCAAUACCCAUUUCAUCACCCAAGGCCUAAUCGACGAUUUAUGCGCCAGCGUCCCUUUCCACAUCAAUUAUGACCUCCAGCCUCGCGCUAGGGAGAUUGGUCAAGACCGAGAGUCUGCCGAAGCGCUUGGCGGCUUCCUCCUUGUUUGGCACGUCUUCGUUGCCGCGAACGUCGAGUGUAUCCCGGAACAGCAGCGCGAAUGGCUACAGGGCCGCCUUCUACACAUUGGAAAAGAGUUUGGACUAUCACACGCUCAGAUGCUCGGAAUUGCCAAGCGACACAAGCUCAUGCACGGCGACACACCGAACCUCCAAUCACGGAACUUCUCCAUGACGCACCCCGCCGGUCUCAUCGGCUACAGCGACGUACCACCCAACAUGGGCUCCAUGGGUUCCGGGCAGAUGUUCGCCGUGGAUGCCUCGGCGAAAUUGGCAUACGACAUGGCGGCUUCGGGGAGGAGUUGUUUCGAAGUGGAUGGUGGAGGCUCAGUCACCGAGAUGAGCGAAUACGGACGUAAUAAUACCUCGACCACGUUUGUUGACAAGGUCGUGGAAGAGGCGACUGAUUGGUUCGGCGCGACGAUAUUCGCGUCGAUGCAGCCGGGAGGUGUUGCCGUCUUGAGACAUCCGCCCACGGGGGCUAUCGAAAUCAGCGAAGAGAAGAGUCCGAGUAGCGCCUGGUUGAAUCCGCAACGCCAAUAG
Molecule: messenger RNA, 2034 nt
Organism: Lasiodiplodia theobromae
Lineage: Eukaryota; Fungi; Ascomycota; Dothideomycetes; Botryosphaeriales; Botryosphaeriaceae
Product: C6 finger domain-containing protein
Exons: 7
Coding region: 1-2034 (677 amino acids)
Biological process (GO): regulation of DNA-templated transcription
Molecular function (GO): zinc ion binding; DNA-binding transcription factor activity, RNA polymerase II-specific
Source: RefSeq, a predicted model, not a curated record